UGUGGCAGGAAAGUUCAAGGUGUCCUGGCAGCAGGAAGCUCCUUUGCUCCACCCUCUGCCCUGCACACUAGCUUUCUGAGUUUAUUGAGGAUUUGCUGAACCAGAGCUGCCGGCGACGGAGACCUGAUCGGUGCGGCCGCUUGGGUGGGAGCUGGACCCCCAGCAUGAAGCAUUUAUUCAGAAAGCCCUGGAAAGUCUUUGCUGUGUUCUUCUUUGCCACCGUGUUCUGGUGUUCCUGCUCAGCAGCAGCUGAAGAUGUCUCCAAUAUUUCAACAAGCUCCAUGCUCACAACUGAGUACGAAGCACCAUGUCUUAACAUGAACUUCUGCAGGCAAGCGGCCACGUGCUGCCCAACAGGCAUGGAUGAUUAUGGAUGGAUUGCAGCGGCUGUCGGCUGGAGCCUCUGGUUUCUGACUCUCAUCCUGCUCUGCGUGGACAAGGUCAUGAAACUCCGGCCUGACGAGCCUAAACAUUUGGUAGCCUGAAGCAGGGCAAGCCAGCAAGCAGCAGCACCUGGGAGCAGUGAGGUGCAGACAGAGUGACAAAGCAUUUUAAUCACUUCCUAAGAAACAAAAGAGAACAUACCUUCAGCCAAAAAGGCCAGAUCUAAGAGGGCACCUGCUGGGGCUUCAUCCUCCCUGGCAGGUCAGAGCUGCCAGUCAAGUUGCGAAGCAGGCAAGUUUUUGCAAACCACCACGUACGUCCCACAGUGCACAGAAAACCUUCCCCCUGAGCCGCUUCGUGCUUGCUGUGAAUACAUCAGCAGCCAUGAGACGCUGAAGGACCAGUUACCAGUUUAUAGCACACUGCCUUAAGACAACCCAGUACAUAACCUUCGACUCUGAAACAGAAAGGGGGUAAAUAAAGCUGUUUUCUGGAGGAUCAGAGUUACCAGAUCCAUUACUAAGCUAUAGGCCAGGUUACAUCAAUAAGCAGAUGUAACUCAUUGAUUACACUGAGUUAUACCUGUGGUAUUUUAAAGUCUAUUAACUGAUACCAGUGAAGACUCUGUUGUGGAAACUUAAGGAUUGUUUGGGUUUGCUUGAGGUUAAAACUAGUUUUUCCAGUGCAGUUUAUAUGUGAACUGUUUUGUAGGAAUUGUACGUUGGUUGUAUUUAUUUAGCUUGCACCUGCACGUAGUUACUACUGAGCCAAGCUUAACUGUGCAAGGAGGUUUAAACCAUCAUAACCAAUUCAUGCACAAAACUGUUGCUAUUUAUGCAAGGUGAUAAUAAAAACUCUUAUUGA
Phalacrocorax carbo (great cormorant) is the source of this 1248-nucleotide messenger RNA. Lineage: Eukaryota; Metazoa; Chordata; Aves; Suliformes; Phalacrocoracidae. The record is from RefSeq and is a predicted model, not a curated record.